UCAAGCAAAAUACACAGAAAAGAAGCGCAAUCCGCUACAAGUGUUGGCAACGCAUGAUUUUAUAUACAUGUUUAUGUAUUAUGCAACACUUACAGCUAGCUAGGGCUACUAAGCAUCGAUAUUAGCGAUAGUGUCAUGGCUUCGAUGGUUUUGCACCCCUUGUCGGACCGGACCGUAUUUACAGUUAUUUGCGGCAAAGUUUUUCGAGCAAGUAGAAAUUAAAUUUUGUUUUAAAGAGGAACGAUUGAAAAGAAAUGAAAUGGAUUUGAAAGAUUUCAUAGCAGUAAAGCAGCUGUGCGAAAAGAACGUGGAAAAGCUGCAAGAUAAUUUGAGAAACUUUACGCGAGAUUCGAACAUUUUGUACAAAGUUCUGGACGAACGCUGGGUGAACGUGGAUAAAGGGGAUAGGGCGCUUAUCGGUCUGCACGAUAUCUUGCUAAGUACAAUGAGUAUAAUGAAUGAAAACGUGAUCAAGUGGAACAUGCAAAUCAAUCUAAACAAGCUCGGGCCAUAUGUCGGCAACGGCGACGAACCUUUGCCGCUCAACGACACCCUGACGCACACGAACAAGCAUGGCAUUGAAGUGGAAAAUGUCUUGGAUGAACGUCCACAGCGACUACCGACAAUCGAAAAAAUCAAGGACUCGGCACCGCUUGUGCGAGAUGUGGAGUCGGCGCUGCCGCGGGUUAAGCCGGUUGCAGAUAGACUUUCGCUAUCCACGCGUUCGAGUUGGCUAAUUAAACCAGAUGAAGAAGUCCCAAAGCCCCAGCCAAAAGCCAUUCCGGCCCCACCGCCCGCUCCCGCACAGCCACAAGAUGCGGCCCAUGCUGCCAUGCUGCCCAUUUGCCCCCGCAAACGAGUCCUCAAGCCUCCGUUAGGCGGAAAAAGAACAACCAGCAGUGAAAUAUAUCAACAGAUCGUAAAGAACACGGCCGCCUUUCCGGAGGGAAGUGUCAUAAACGCCGCCGUGAUGCAUCUAAACAUAGUAGAUAACUGUUUCUUUGUGGGCAAAUGGGAUGCACAGCCGCUGCAAAGGGUACUCCAGGGGAAGAUACUUCUGAAUGAACUGGACCAACUGCCAAACUUCGGUGAGAUAUUUGCGGUGUACGAUUGCAACGAACAGAUCGUUCCACGUGUCAUAAUCAAUGAUUAUGCCGACGGCGGUGGCUAUGAUGCCUAUUUGAUUGACUACGGCGAGCAUAUACACAUGAAUGGCGAAGAAAGUAUUUUUGCCCUACCAGAUGACAUACGGCAGCUGCCGGCGGAGGCCAUUAGAUGCUUUUUCAGAGAAGGCGAUGUGGCCUCUAUGAUGAAGUUCCGGUUCAAGAGCGUGAACUUGCGUGUUUUGCAAAACAGUGGUGAAGAUUUAAUAGUUGAAGUAGCGGAGGGCGACGCAAAAAACUGUCGUAUCAGCGAGAUUACAGACAAAUCAGCUGCCUCUGAUUAUAUUCCAACCGAGAGAAAUGGCCAAGCCAAGCGAGAGGACCCACAGCCAAGCAAGGAACCAAGCAAGGGUCCACAAUUGAGCGAGACAGUGCAUACUAAUCCAGAUCAGUCAAAAGCAGUCCAAGAAGGAGCACAGUCAAGCGAGGACUGGUCGUACGAGGGCCCACAGUUAAGCGAGGCAGACAUGGCCAUGCUCAACGAGAUUGAUGAGGGCACCAGUGAUCCGCUAAAGGCUGUACUGGGCUUCAGGCCCAGAGACCAACAACGCAUCUGUCGGCAUUAUGAUCCGAAGCUCAAUGGUUGCUUCAAGGGUGCUAACUGUCGUUUGGUGCACGAGCCUUUUGCCCCUCAUGGCGCCACCAAGGACGUGGAGGUGGCAGAAGCUCUGCCGGAAACCAUGUUUGAUACGCCGCUCUCUCGAGAAUUAGGCAGCACAGUGAGAAUGUUGAUAACCUACGUGAGUAGCACCACGGAAGUCUAUGGUCAAUUUGUGGAUGGCUCUCCCCCUCUGGUAUGGAGCAAGAAUGAUGUGCUAGGGGCCAAGAGUCAGUUCAAGCAUAAGCCGCAUUUGUUGGACAUUGUCUUGGCUCGCUACAACGAUGGCUGCUAUUACCGCGCUCAGGUCAUAGAGGAAUCGGAAGGCGACUAUAAGAUAUUUUAUGUGGACUAUGGGAAUACAGAGUUUGUGCCCCUAAGUGCUCUGGUUCCUUGCGGAGAUGUAGACAGUCUUCGGCCACAUCGCGCCGUUGGCUGCUACAUCGAGGGCGUCGCACACAAGAGCUCCUUGUCCCCAAAGAAAGCCGCCGAGUGUAUGGAGUAUCUAAAAAGCAAAAUACUCAACGUGGAGGAAGACGUGAUGCUGGUCAGUCGUCUGCACGAUAGCUUUCAGAUUCGAUUCCUUGGCGAUAAUGCCAAACUUUUCGAGCAAAUGCUGAAGCGCGGCUAUGCACAGCCCGAAGAGGAUGGUCCCAAACCAUUUGAAUAGGACCACAAAGGAGAAUAUUUAACUUUCCUUACUUUACGGUUAAUUAUCGUAUAUUAAUUUAAAACAAACAUUGACAAUUCCUAUAGACUGGGCAAGCCCCUUGACGGUUCCUGUAGAUUAAAAGAGAGAGACAAACAUGUCCGAUUUAAUUAGAUAGCUUUGAAUCACGUAUCCUCGCUUAGAUUUUUUAGCCAUAUCCUUACCGAAUAAACAAUACAUAUAUUCCUAUCUAUCUAUGUA
Drosophila obscura is the source of this 2671-nucleotide messenger RNA. RefSeq lists its product as uncharacterized. Lineage: Eukaryota; Metazoa; Arthropoda; Insecta; Diptera; Drosophilidae. The record is from RefSeq and is a predicted model, not a curated record. Gene Ontology annotation, molecular function: metal ion binding. The transcript is spliced from 2 exons. Bases 260 to 2431 code for a protein of 723 amino acids.